CGUGUAGCCCUACUUUAUCAAACUUUGCCACACCCCCCAAAUCUCAUCCUCACUGGGAAGCAAACCCUAAUUUUACGAAGGAGGAAUUUAUAAACAAUCGCUUGCGAAACUUCCUAGGGUUUCUCUCGUUCCUCUUGUUCCCCAUUGACGGUCCUUAAUUCCGGUGGAUUUGCCAUUUCUUAUUCGGAACUCUAACUUUUUCUAUCGUUUUUGUCUUCACCAGCGUUCAUCGAUUUGCCUUGUUCUUGUUCUGGGCAAUUGGUGGUCGGUUCCUGUUUUCCAAAGAUUUCACGUGAAUUGAUUUUCGUAGACAGUGACACCGAUUGCCGUUUUGUUUUGUUUUUUUCUCGAUAAUCACCAUUUUGUUGGCAUCCGUUUAGAUCUUAUAUAUAAAGUCAGGCGCUGUUUUAUUCGUCGAGACUUCCGGGUGAAAUCGGGAAUUCUAUUUCUAGUUUCUCCAAAUACGUUCCUUUUUAUCUUGAUCUUUGCCUCCGCUUUUGUUAUCUGAAUCGGAUCGUUUGACAAGAAAGAUGGUUGGAGGAGGAAACAGGAAGGACGAAGGAUCGAUGGCGAUUCAGAGCACGAACUUGUUUGCCGCUUUGGACACUCUGAGGAAGAAGAAGAAGUCGGACAAGGCGAGUAAGAGCAAAGGUUCCUCGAAGUCUUCCUCACGGCAGGAGCCGCAGAAGGAGCCCGAGCGUCAGGUCUUCUGGGCUCCGACUCCGCUUAAAGCGAAAUCGUGGGCUGAUGUAGACGAUGACGACGACGACGAUGAUUAUUAUGCUACCGCUGCUCCGCCUCAGUCUGUCUGGGGCGCUUCUCAGCCAUCCCAUUCGGAUGAAAAAAUCAUUCAUGUCGAGGAAAGCGAAAGUGAAGAAGACAUUCUAGAUGAAGGGGAUGAAGAUGUGGAGGAAGAGCAUGAACAGGAGGAAGAACAAGUGCUCCCAGAGCCAGAACCUGUGGUGAAGAAGACUCCUGAAGUUCCUGCUCCUCCCAAGGAAGCAGAGAGGCAACUUUCCAAGAAAGAGAGGAAGAAGAAAGAACUUGCUGAGCUCGAGGCUUUGUUGGCUGAUUUUGGAGUUGCCCCAAAGGAGAGUAAUGGCGAAGAACACUCCCAAGAGGCUAAACAAGAAAAGAAAGGAGAAGAAGAGGCGGAAAAGGAAAACCCUACCGGAGAGUCGAAGGCUUCAAAGAAGAAGAAAAAGAAAGACAAGAACAAGGAGGCGAAAGAAUCUCAGGAACAAGCGAACAACAAUGCCGAAACUGCUGUUUCUGCUCCUACCGGAACAGAAGAGGCGGCUCCCGGGGAAGAGGAGGAGUCUUCUUCGGUGGAUGUCAAAGAACGGCUAAAGAAGAUGGCUUCCAUGAAGAAGAAGAAAUCGAGCAAAGAGAUGGAUGGUGCUGCAAAAGCUGCUGCGCAGGAGGCGGCUGCAAGGCGGGCAAAGGUAGUUGCUGCGAAGAAGAAGGAGAAGAACCACUACAACCAGCAACCGGGGAGGUGAAUGUGAAUUUCGGCCACAUUUUGAUCCGACAGAAAAUACAAAAAGAAAAAUAUGGACAUGUAUUUUCCUUCUGUUUGUUCAUACGAGACUUUGCCGGGAUAUGAAGCUCUUGUGGGGGCGACGGUUUGGUGGAAAUCUGUUUUAGAGUUGAGACAAAGCUCGCUUUUUUUUUUGUCUUUAGAAGUUUCGUUUUCUUGUGGAACCAUUGUUUUCUCAGCUAUAAUCAGACGUUUUAGUUACAAAAUGGCAUUUCAUUGUGGAAACAGAGAACCAUUUGUUACAGUA
Molecule: messenger RNA, 1787 nt
Organism: Tarenaya hassleriana
Lineage: Eukaryota; Viridiplantae; Streptophyta; Magnoliopsida; Brassicales; Cleomaceae
Product: axoneme-associated protein mst101(3)-like
Exons: 3
Coding region: 531-1502 (323 amino acids)
Source: RefSeq, a predicted model, not a curated record